Nanorana parkeri is the source of this 5241-nucleotide messenger RNA. It is a transcript of the gene TTC3, whose product is annotated as tetratricopeptide repeat domain 3. Lineage: Eukaryota; Metazoa; Chordata; Amphibia; Anura; Dicroglossidae. The record is from RefSeq and is a predicted model, not a curated record. Gene Ontology annotation, molecular function: protein binding. The transcript is spliced from 44 exons.
AUGGCCGCUCCAGACAAGAAAAAACAGGAGCAACGGGAAGUGAGACGAAAUCUCUCCAAAGGCCAUCAUAGAAAACCUGUUGACCCUUAUUUAGACAUUGUCAGAAAAGUUGAACCCGUCGCCUUCUGGUUUUCUCACUCAAAUGCGGAACGAAUGGAGAAUUGUGAAUUAAUGAAGAUGUAUAUGCUAUGGCCCGUUUUCAUGCAUACUUCAAACAACACGACAACAUGUUUGCGGACUAAAGAUCCACUUAGUUUAGAGAUGUCACUUAAAGAGUUACAUUUUAUUGAGCUAUUAGAAGAUCUUGCUGAGCUCUAUAAGAAAGUAUCGGAGCAGCGGUCUUUGGUGGAGGAUGCAUUCAAAAUUGGCUGGAAAAUGGAAAAAGCAAAACUUAAAAUUAAGAAUUGUUAUGUAGGAGAUGCCAUGUUGUGGGUUGAGUCCACGGGAGAUGACAAUAUGUAUAAGAAGCUAAAAACACAAGAAAAUAUUCGCAAUCGAGCCCUCCAGACCUUCUUUACUGAGUAUGCCUUUUUCUUUAUUAAGAUGGCAGAAGACCACAGAAAGUUGUCUGAAGAGGUUACAAUGCAAGUGUGUGAAUUGUGUGAAACGGAAUCGGAACGUCAUAAGAUUCUAGGCAACGAUGAAUUUGCAAAAGAAGAUUUUUUUCAGGCAGAAGAUGAGUACACCAUGGCUAUAUAUUACAGUCCUGAAAAUCAUAUCCUGUUCAGCAAUCGAGCCCUCUGCUACAUCAGGCUGCAAAAACAUGGGAAGGCUUUGGCAGAUGGAAAGAAAGCAGUUAUACUUAGAAACACCUGGCCGAAGGGUCAUUACAGGUUUUGUGAAGCUCUGUUUGCCCUAGGAGAAAUGGAGCACGCAAUUGCAUCCAAUGAGAAAGCACAGGAAUUGUGCAGAGACUCCCAGGAGGGUAUCCGAGACUUGGUCCAACAGCACAGCAAGUUUAAAAAAUUGAAAGAGGCGGCAGAAGUCAAUGUGAAGAAAACUAAAAAGAAAUCCACCUCCGACAAAAAAAUUGACACACAGGUUGUAUCGGCUUCAGAAAGUAAAGUUAUUCAAACCACUUCAAUGGACGAAAAUGCACCAAAGGAGACCCCUAAUACAUCUAAUGCGGGAAGUGAAGAUAGCUCAGAAAGUUCCUCUGCGCCGCAACAGAAGAAAGGGAAAUCCAAAGGAAAAAACUGUGACUCAAGUGAAAAAUUCAAGGGUACCAAUACAAAAAAUGACUCCAAGGAAGCCCAGAAGAUUUUAUCUCCUACCCAUGCACAGCUGGAUCUGCCUUCAGUGUCUAAUAUGGUGAAUUCCCUUGUGCGUGAAGCAUAUGAAGCUCUCUCUGACAAGCGAUGUCACAGUGCGGAGGGAAUCCUCUCCCGGGUGCUAGAAAUAUUCAGCCAGCAUGAUAUCAAGAGCCUACGUCUUACAAAGAUGGAUCACGUUGUUCUCUUGUAUGGACAUGCAAAUGCUCUACUUGGCAUUAGGAAGAGUAUGGAAUUGGAAAGGGCGGAAAACCGCUUCAAGGAAAUUAUCCACCAGCACUCCAAAGAAAGAUUUAAUUGUUUGGCUUUCUAUGGAAUUGGCAAUGUUUAUCUUAAGCAAAACCGGUUUUCUGAUGCUUUAAUGCAAUAUGUGAAGUCUAAGACCAUGCUGACACACAAGAUGGUUCCAGGAGUGCUAACUUGGCCAACAACAUCUAUUGUCAUUGAAGAGACCAGGCCAGAAAAAUUGGAAGUUCUCUUGGAUAACUGCAUAGAGGAAUGCAGGUUUCCACCUAAACCCGAUGCUGUUUGCCGCUUCCAGCAUUGUCUGAGUUUGCCUAAAAUUCAGAUCUAUUUUACAGACCCUGAUUUCAAGGUGAAUAUAGUUAAUGUGGUUUUAUCUCUUGUUUUCCAGGGUUUUAUCCGUAUGGUGUGUUGUCAGUACUGUAUAGUCGAAUUUCAUGUCUGUUGUUGGAAGAAGCUGAAGGCCACUUUGUAUUCUGAUAAGAAUGACAAGGAUAUCCUAAGAUACUCAUGUCUGACCCCGGACUGCAGAGGCGUCAUUUCUCAUAUUGUAAUAUAUGAUUCUACAGGGGAAGUGAAGUGUGAGUUUGAAGAUAAAAUGAUAAAGAAGAAAGAGCCACAUAAACCUGCAGUAAAAAACAAAAGCACAAGUAUCAAAAAACAGAAAGCUAAGCAUGAAAAUAAAGCAGAGAGGAAGAAAGCAUUAGAGGAAGAACACGUAGAUCAGCCACAUGGUGGUAUUCGAGGGAAACGUCAAGAGAAAGUCCUUCCUGAUCCAGUUGGUCUGCUAGCUGCAGAAGGAUUCCGAAAUCGUAAUGAAGAACAUUUGAAAAGUAUUAAACCGCAGGAUGUCGUUAGCUUAUGGAACAAAUCCUACGGGAAGAUCAUAAACCAAGAAAUACCUGACUUCUUCUCGAACAGCCUGUAUGACACCCUGUGUAGCAUGAACACAAAGGAUUUCCGGUGCUUUUUAUGGUUUCUGGAGGAGAACCGGAACAUUGAGUCUGUGGACACUUUAGGAAAAGAAUUAGAUAAAUAUUUUCAAGAGAUGGAUGUACCAUGUGAUAAAGUUCCAGCUUAUUCCCUUGAAGAUUUGAGUAAUAAAGGUCUGAAGAUUAAACCUAAACAUCGGAAAAAGAAACAGAAUCAGCCGAAGCCUAUAUAUAAACUCUCUGGUGCUGUUAGUACCAGAUCUCAGGAGGAUGAUAUUUUUACAGAAGAAAAUACCUUAAGCCUUUUGGACCCCUAUGAGCCAUUUGUAAUACCUGAAUUCCUGAGGCGAGACAUAGAUGAGUUUCAGAAUAUCUACGGUCCAGAAAUAUUUGGGAACAGAUAUUCGGUGCUGGUAGAUGAUGCCAUGGACCCUGUCCGGGAAACUCUUUAUGAGUACUUUUCUCAAAUAUUGGAGGAACAUGGACCCCUCAGCUUAGAGGAUGAAAUUCUGGUCGGGGAGUACAAAAGUUUUCCAGAGGAAACGCAGAGGAUGGUAGAAGCAUCUGGUGGACUGAAGGAUUUUCUCUUGGAGUCAUAUUUGUUUACCAUGGAGGGAGACUUUGUGGCUCUAACAGGUUAUGACAUUCCAUACCUGGAACACUAUGGAGGGAGUCAGCAGCUGAACCCAACCGCCGAGGAGUUUAGACCUUUGUUCUGUAGCCCUAUACCUGAUAAUAUUGACUUAUAUUCUGACCCCGGUCAGCUCGAGCCUAAACAUUUAUAUCCCAGAACAGCUGGUACAAGACGGCCUUUAAGCCUACAUAGUGAUAUAACCUUAAAUUAUACUGAAUAUUCUGAUAUAUGUAGUAAUCUUGAUCACAGAACUUUGGGCACACCUGACAGUCCUAACUCUGACAUAGACCCGGAAUCCGAUGGUGGUGAUGAAUAUGAUACGACGGAUGGAGCUAGUGUUAUAAGUAGCAGUGACUCCGGACCUUCCUCUGUAGAUCAGAAUAUAACAAUAAGUGAAAAUGAGCCAUUAAGCCAAGAAAACCCUUAUACAGGUCAGCUGGACUCUAACAUUAAUAAGUCCUUAAACAGUGACGUUCAGCCGAGGAAUAAACGGACUGCUAUAGUAUCUGUACAGGUAAAUACAGAAAUGUCACAUUGUGAAGUAAAUACAGAUGUCUUUCAGCCCUUCGAGUCUCAGCAGGGGGAUAUUUUGCGUAUGGAAAAGGAGCAGGUAGCACUGAUAGACCAACUCAAAGAAGCAACUGAGAAAUAUGAGAACUUGAAGAGCCGCUUCCAAGAAGAGAAAGAUGGCCUAGAAGAGCAGAUAAAGAACACUGUAGAGACAAAUAAGAUUACGAAAAAAGAACUGAGUUGGUUUCAGCAGGAAUAUGAGAACGUGUCCAAGAAAUGGCAUCAAGAGAAGAAGGAAAACCAGGAGAAGAUUAAGGCUCUUAAAAAUAAUGUUAAAAUGACUAUAGACGCCAGUGACAGGUGUUCUAGAAGCAUCGAAGAGAAGAAAAAGCAGUAUGAGGCAUAUAUAAAGGAUUUUGCUAAGAUACAUUACAGCAAAUUUGAUAAAGAAAAAGCUACGCUGGAGAAACAUAUAAAGAAGUGUGAAGAGGAAUGGGACGAGACCAAGCAGAGGGCUAUCACUGCCGAGGUGAUUGUGCUGGAGAACAGGAAGCAAUGUGAACUAUUGAAGCUGCGGAUCAGAGCUGCCACAGUGGAUCGGAACAUCAAAAUGUUUAAUCCUGUAUUCAUGAGUAAACCAGCACCUCACAUUGUGCAGCAGUUGCGGGAAAUGGAGUCUCUUCAGAUAAAACUAAAGAAGGAAAUGGAAACGUUACAGGCUCAGUUUGAUGAGAGAAUCAACUCUGUGAAAAGUGGUUUGAAGCUAAAUAAUAUCUCCGAGACUCCUGUGGUCAGUGUCCAAAGCCCACCGAGCGCCUUCGAGCUACAGAUUCAGCCAUCACCAAACCUAUCUCAAACCCCGAGUAGUCCCUCUCCAAGCCUUGUGCCUGGUAAACCUGCUAAUCCCACCCCUACCAAAUCUCAGAAGAAGGAGGCUGCCGCUAGUAAAAAGGUCCAAGCUAAAGAAGCGAAGAAGGCUGCCGCGCAUCCUGAAUUGAGUACUAAAUCUAAGAACCCGCCCCCUGUACCUUCAAUUAAUCAGUGGGCAGCCGGCCAAGACAAAGGAUCACCCUGGAAGCCGGAACCGACACUGCAGUCUCCUGCCAAGCCCACAUUGUUUGAUAAGAUCAUCCACGAGCUUCAUGAUAUCUUCCCUCAUUAUAAGAAUGCCGAACUCACCGCCUUCAUUAAGGACUUUCGAGUUCGAAAUAAUGGGACUCUUUCUGGGCUCACACAUGAAGAUAUCAUUAGCCGGGUCACGGAAUAUAUAUUGGACUUCCAAGCCAAGAACACAGCAUUGUCUUCUUUUAUAUAGACUGCGGCCGUAUUUAAAGCAGGACCGGCCAUGCCUCAGCCAUUCUCACCCCAGCCAAAGCAGCCAUGGAAAGUGGUCAACUCGGGAGCCAAGAACAAGUGGCAGAAGCCAAAUGAUUUGGAGUCCUGCAGUGAAGACCCCUGUAUAAUCUGUCACGAUGAGCUGAAGCAAUACCCCAUGCACAGGCUGGACUGUGGCCACUGCUUCCACAUGCAUUGUAUUAAGACGUGGCUGAACACACAGAGCACGUGUCCAACCUGCCGAGAGCACGCUCUGCUUCCAGAUGACUUCCCUGCCCUGCCCUUACCCCCGUCUGGGAGAAUGAGGACUGUAUAA